Mycotypha africana is the source of this 1452-nucleotide messenger RNA. Its product is annotated as regulator of chromosome condensation 1/beta-lactamase-inhibitor protein II. The coding region runs from base 1 to 1452 and encodes 483 amino acids. Lineage: Eukaryota; Fungi; Mucoromycota; Mucoromycetes; Mucorales; Mycotyphaceae. Gene Ontology annotation, molecular function: guanyl-nucleotide exchange factor activity. Gene Ontology annotation, cellular component: cytoplasm. The transcript is spliced from 4 exons. The record is from RefSeq and is a predicted model, not a curated record.
AUGAGUUUUUCAUUUUUUAAUAAGGUAUGGGCCUCUAAUGAAUCCAAACCUCCAGGGGGUACUUUAUUCGUAGUAGGUGAUGGCGAGGUCUACGGCGAAAUUGGAUUAGGUGAUAUGCCUCAUGUAUAUGAUCCUACUAUCGUGUUUGAUAUGGAAUAUGAAUCAGUUAUCGAUAUAUCAUCCAGCAGACUGCAUACACUAGCAGUAACUCGGAGUGGAACUAUUUGGAGCUGGGGUUGCGAUGAUUAUGGUGCUCUGGGCAGAACUGGGUAUGCGGCAAGUCCAAGACCUAUAACUCACCCAAGUAUUAGAUAUAUUAGGUUCAAAAAGGUAGCUUGUGGAAAUUCUAUGUCGAUGGCUAUUAAUUCAAAAGGCCAAUUAUAUACAUGGGGAAGUUUUCAUUCUGAUCAUGGAAUCUUUGGAUAUUUACCCAACAUUGUCAUUCAAAAAUACCCUCGGAUUGUCAACAGCGUGGCCGAUUUACGCUUUAUCGAAAUUGCAGCAGGUGCGAGCCAUUGUCUUGCAUUAGACGAUCAAGGUCAGGUGUAUUCUUGGGGUUGUGGCGAAUUUGGUCACUUAGGUCGGCCAGACCUUCAAAAUAACGAAAAUAGACGCUUAAAGCAAUGUCUGAUACCUGUGCGACUUGAUGGUCUGAAAGACAUAGUAGCAAUCGCAUGUGGUGCUUUUCACUCUCUAGCCUUGGAUAAAGAUGGACAUUUAUAUUCAUGGGGAUUGAACCAUUUUCAACAAUGCGGAUUGCUCGAGAAAAUUGAUGAUGGCAAUAUCAAUUUCAAACAAGCCAAUGAAGUCAUAGAUAGGCCAACGAUGGUGCCUUAUUUCUGCGAACAGAAUGCUGAAUUAAAACGAAAUAAUGAUGGCCUUUCUUCAACUCGUACCAAAAUGGCGCAAAAUGGACCACGGACAGAACGCUUUAGUGAGAACAAUAGCAAAAAUGAUAAAGAACAAUUAACUGAUAACUACGACAAACCCAAGGCACUGUUAAUAGCAGCAGGAGAUUAUCACUCGGUUGCUGCCAUGAGCGACAACACAUUAAGAGUUUGGGGCCGGUGUGAUAACGGUCAAUUAGGGAUUAUAAUCUAUCCCGAUUAUGUUUAUCCUGCCUCGUUCAAAACGCCUGAGGUCGACAGAAUUUACGCUAUUGGAUAUCCAACAAGUAAUUUGUGGAGGUGCAGUGAGAAAAUCGAAAAGAUCAUUUGUGGUGCUGAGCACACAUUAAUAAUGUCAAAAUAUGGAAGAGUUUGGGGUUAUGGUCAAAAUGCGAGCAAUCAAUUGGGACUCUUUCAUUGCCGAGAAAAUGUCGCUAUACCUACAUUAUUGAAUCCAAUCAAUAACAAAGGGGCAGUUGUCAAUAUCGCAGCUGGUGAUCAAUGCAGUAUGUUUGUCAUUAUUGAAGAUGAUAAGCAGUUUGUAAAGGUUGAAGAAAUGUGUUGA